Pediculus humanus corporis (human body louse) is the source of this 573-nucleotide messenger RNA. RefSeq lists its product as uncharacterized. The record is from RefSeq and is a predicted model, not a curated record. Gene Ontology annotation, molecular function: signaling receptor activity; peptide hormone binding. The coding region runs from base 1 to 573 and encodes 190 amino acids. Lineage: Eukaryota; Metazoa; Arthropoda; Insecta; Psocodea; Pediculidae. The transcript is spliced from 3 exons.
AUGGAAAUUUCGAACGUAUUAUUAUUAAUAUUAUUUAAUUUAUUAACAUUUUUAAUGACUUCAAAUACGGAAUCGAACGUUAGAAAUUUAUCAUGCGAUUGUUCGGGGAAAAAUUCAUCGGAAAAUCAAAAUAAUAAUAAUAAUAAUAAUAAUAAUUGUCCGAAAUCCGCAUGGUCGAUAUUAGGACAAAAUUGGUUCGAUCUUUGUUGGUACGAUGAUAAUGAUAUUUGCGUUAUAAAAGCAGCCGUCAUAUUACCGAAUAACACGAGUUAUGUUGCGUCGCUACAAAAAGUACUUCCGGCUUUAUCGCUCGCCGUUGACGAAGCGAAAAAAAGGAAAAUUUUACCGCCGGGUAUAAAAUUUUCAUUUGCCGCUUACGACGAUCAAUGCAAUGCUGUUUAUGGACAAAUGAAUGCCAUCGAAGCUUAUGCUAAUGAUAAGCCUCACGUGAUAUUUGGUCCAUCAUGCGAAUACAGCGUCGAAGAAAGAGAUGAAAUCGAUACAGUUCUGCCAACUUUUGACCCCCCGAUUUGUUUACUACACAGAUGUUGGUAUCACCGAAACCUGGAAUAA